AUGGGUCAAUCAACCUACCAGUCCGUCGUCCUUGCCAAACGUCCCACAUCUCUCAUCGUCCCCGGCGAGACGUUUACUAUGAAGGAGCAUGAAAUUGUAAAGGCCGAAGAUCUGAAGGAUGGCGAAGUCCUCGUUGACACGCUAUACCUUAGCGUCGACCCCGCCAUGAGGGGCUGGUUGAACGACACACGAUCCUACGUCCCUCCGUUGAAAAUUGGCGAAACAAUGCGCGGCGCCGUGAUCGCGAAGGUGGUUGUCUCGAAGUCCUCAAAGUUCUCCGCAGGCGACUACGUGACGUGCUACACAGGCUGGAGGGAGCAGGCGGUCGCAAAGGAGAAGGACCUCAUGCCGCUUGAGGUCCCGGCUAACGGACAGCUCACUGAUGCGUUAGGAGCUCUAGGCACGACUGGCCUAACGGCGUACUUUGGCAUCAUCAAUAUUGGGAAGGUCAAGGCUGGCGACUUUGUCGUUGUCUCAGGCGCGGCAGGAGCGACGGGGAGUGUUGUGUGCCAGAUUGCAAAGUUGAAGGGAGCUAAGGUCCUAGGUCUUGUAGGGAGCGAUGAUAAGGUAGAGUGGCUAAAGGAGCUUGGCUGUGAUAGGGCGCUUAACUACAAGGACCCGAACUUCCCCACUCAGUUCAAGGAGGCAACGAAGGACUUGAUCGACGUUUUCUUCGACAACGUAGGAGGAGAGAUCCUUGAAUUAGCUCUGUCCAGAGCUAAGGCUCACUCUAGAUUUGUUAUGUGUGGUUCUAUCAGCCAGUACAACAGCGCAAAUCCGACAGGACCAAAGAAUAUCUCCAUGAUCAUCGUGAUGCGCAUCCGAAUGGAAGGGUUCAUCGUCUACGACUAUGCUAAUGAGUUCCCGGCUGCGCGUAAGGAACUCGCACAGUGGCUCUCAGAGGGCAACUUGCAGCGCAAGGAGACAAUCAUCAAGGGAGGACUUGGCGCCGCUGAGAAGGCGCUACUUGCUUUAUACGAGGGACUCAACACCGGGAAAUUACUCGUUGAAGUUAAGGCAGUGAACGCUAGUGCUGGGUUGAGGCUGUAA
Pseudogymnoascus verrucosus is the source of this 1050-nucleotide messenger RNA. RefSeq lists its product as uncharacterized. Gene Ontology annotation, molecular function: oxidoreductase activity, acting on the CH-CH group of donors, NAD or NADP as acceptor. The transcript is spliced from 6 exons. Lineage: Eukaryota; Fungi; Ascomycota; Leotiomycetes; Thelebolales; Thelebolaceae. The record is from RefSeq and is a predicted model, not a curated record. Bases 1 to 1050 code for a protein of 349 amino acids.